AGGGAUAAUUGUCCCUUGAUACUGUACACUGUGCAGUACCAAGUAAUAAUUUUCUGCCUUGAUAAUGUACACUGAAAAUUACCAAGGGGUAAUUGUCCGCAUAAUUAAUGUACAGUACCAAGUAGUAAUUAUCCGCCUUGAUACUGUACACUGUAAACAUCCUCCUUUUUAGUGUACAGUACCAAGAGUUUAAUAUCCGCCUUAUUACUGUACAGUACUAAGAGUUUUAUAUCCGCCUUAUUACUGUACAGUACCAAGAGUUUAAUAUCCGUCUUAUUACUGUACAGUACCAAGAGUUUAAUAUCCGCCUUAAUACUGUACAUUACCAAGAGUGUAAUAUACGCCUUAUUACUGUACAUUACCAAGAGUUUAAUAUCCUCCUUAUUACUGUACAUUACCAAGAGGUAAAUAUCCGCCUUAUUACUGUACAGUACCAAGAGGUAAAUAUCCGCCUUAUUACUCUACAGUACCAAGAGUUUAAUAUCCUCCUUAUUACUGUACAUUACCAAGAGGUAAAUAUCCGUCUUAUUACUCUACAGUACCAAGAUUUUAUUAUCCGCCUUAUUAAUGUACAUUACCAAGAGGUAAAUGUUCACCACAUUACUGUACAGUACCAGUAGCUAUUUGGUUGGACUAAGUGCGGAGAAAUUGUAAGAGAAGAUAAAGAGAAGAGGAGGAGGAGGAGGAGGACUAAAGAGAAGUAUAUAUUUACUGGUUCUUAUCAGAAUACCCGUCAGUUUAUAAUCAACAACUUGAUACAGAGGCAUCUUCCUGCAGUCUAUACUCUUAUACCAAGAUGGAGACUAUGGAGAACAGUUCCGAGUUCAACGUAACAAUGGACUUGAACCUGACCAACACAAACUUCACGCUGCCUGAGGACAUGGUGUUUGGCGAGGCCCACGUCUACUCGAUGAUUGCCUACUCGAUUCUCUUCAUAAUUGGGUUCUACGCUAACAGCACUUCACUCAAGCAUUUCUUGCAUGUUCGGUACAUCCAGCGGAAAGCAACUAGAAUCAAUCUUCUCUUCAUCCAUCUGUGUAUCUCAGAUCUGCUGGUCAUCUGUCUGGAAAUACCGAUCAGCUUUGGCUGGGCUGCUACGGUGUCCUGGUGGGCUGAUGACGUCACAUGCCGAUUGGUCGUGUUUGCCCGCAUCAUUGGCUUCUACCUCUCAUCCUUUAUUCUCAUCAUAGUUUCAUACGACAGGUUCAAUGCGAUUGUCCGACCUAUUUCUAACAGAUUGAAGACAAAACUGAUCAAAAACCUUCUUAUUGCCUCCUACAUCAUGGCUCCUCUCUGCGCUCUGCCGCAAAUAUUUAGAUUUUCCAAAAAACCGCAUCCAUCAUUGAACGAUUAUUAUCAGUGCACCACAAUCGGAAACUAUGAAACAGAAGAAAUGGAUCUUGCGUACUUCAUGUACUUCUUCACCAUGUCCUGGCUCCUGCCCCUCACCGUCAUGGUCUAUUGCUAUAUCAGAAUCAUUAUGACUGUUUGGACUCGAGCUACCAACCCUACACUUCAAACAUCAGUGAACACUUCGAUUGAGAAAGCAAAGGUGAAGACGAUAAAGAUGACCGGAACUCUAGUUCUUGGAUUUAUUCUCUGCUGGUCACCAUACAACAUCAUGGCACUGUGGUUCCGGUUUGACCCCGAAUCCGCCAACUCUGUAGAUUUCCGAGUUCAGAAACUGCUCUGGGUUUUUGCGUCCGCCAACAACUGCUUUAAUCCAAUUCUCUACGGAAUAUUUGGAUACGGCUCAACCAGAAAAAGUGGGAGACCCCGGGCAAUAACUGAAACAGGAAUAGUAAGAAGUCCUGUCACCCUAGCACGAAAAACCUUAAAUGAAACGGAAUUGACACCUCGGAUUAAAUCCUACUCCAAAUCCGGAUCUAGCUCUAAACCCGGCUCCAGCACUAAAACCGGCUCCAACCCUGAAACCGGCACUAGAAAGAUUUCUCAAACUUCCGUCUCCUUCGGAACCUGUAACUCAACCUUCAUCUCCCACCCUAGCAGGGCCGAGAGCAGUCCCCCCAGGGGGAACAGGUUCAAGUGUGUUAAAAAGCACUCUGUACGUGUUCAAUACACUAACACGAAGUUCUACGUCCAGUCGGGGAAAGGGACAUACGCUGAGACUGACAAUCUCUAAAUUCAAUUCAAAACUGAUAUAAAAUCUAUUUUAAAUAUGUUGGGUUUAUAUCAUAUUAUAUAUGUAUUAUGUAUGUUGUGUUUUAAUUCGUUUAAAUUUGAAUUUGUUUUCAAUGAACUGUAAAAUAUUCAAAGAGCUUAGAAUAAAAGAGUUUUAAGUUUCAUUAAAACUUAAGACUCAAGUCUUAAGAA
Molecule: messenger RNA, 2334 nt
Organism: Eurytemora carolleeae
Lineage: Eukaryota; Metazoa; Arthropoda; Copepoda; Calanoida; Temoridae
Product: gonadotropin-releasing hormone II receptor
Exons: 10
Coding region: 797-2143 (448 amino acids)
Biological process (GO): G protein-coupled receptor signaling pathway
Cellular component (GO): membrane
Molecular function (GO): peptide binding; G protein-coupled receptor activity
Source: RefSeq, a predicted model, not a curated record